Messenger RNA from Rhineura floridana, 6647 nucleotides. RefSeq names its product structural maintenance of chromosomes flexible hinge domain containing 1 (gene SMCHD1). Gene Ontology annotation, cellular component: chromosome. Gene Ontology annotation, biological process: chromosome organization; double-strand break repair. Gene Ontology annotation, molecular function: protein binding; ATP binding. Lineage: Eukaryota; Metazoa; Chordata; Lepidosauria; Squamata; Rhineuridae. The transcript has 49 exons. Bases 305 to 6508 code for a protein of 2067 amino acids. The record is from RefSeq and is a predicted model, not a curated record.
UUGAAACUCCCGCGAGCGCUUUUCCUUCCGGGUUUACUGUUUGUUCUCUCCUUCCAUCUUUUAGGCUCCUACUCUUUUGUUUUGAUCCGAACAGUUUGGGCCCGCCCUGCCCCUCUUCUCUUGCCCCGCCCUUUUCUCUCUUGCUCGGCCUCUAUGAUGUUAUUCAGGCCACGCCCCAUUUGUCUCCCGGUGCCCGCCCCUUUCCUCAGCGAACCCGCCUGCCGCGCUCGACCAAGAGAGCAGUGCCGGACGGGUGAGCCCUCCUGUUGAGUUGAGGUGCUCGUUAAUAGGGCUCUGCCCCAAUAUGGCAGCGGCAGCAAGUGGCGGUGGCAAAGUCUUGACUGUAUACGUGUUUGACCGGCGCCAGAAGAAUUCAGACGACGAAGAUAAAGUUCUUAAAUGUUGUGAGGAAAACUACGGGGCCUUCCAUAGGGCCGUGUGCCAGGUAUUUGGCAUUUCCUCCGAAGGAAGUUUUAUUAUCACAACAACUAAUAGAACAGAAAUCACAAACAAAAAUUUUGGUGAAAUUGUUAAAGAUGGCAUGACUCUCUACUUACUUCAGUCAGUUGAUCAAACACUCCCCUCAGCAACAAAGGAGCGUAUUGAUUUUCUGCCACAUUAUGACACACUUGUGAAAAGUGGAAUGUAUGAAUACUAUGCUAGCGAAGGACAAAAUCCUCUGCCAUUUGCACUUGCAGAAUUGAUUGAUAACUCUUUAUCAGCUACUUCUGGAAAUACUGGUAUCCGGAGAAUACAGUUAAAGUUGUUAUUUGAUGAUACUCAAGGAAAGCCAGCUGUCGCUGUGAUCGAUAAUGGAAGAGGCAUGACUUCUAAACAACUGAAUAAUUGGGCUGUGUAUCGUUUGUCAAAGUUUACGCGACAAGGUGAUAUGGAAAGUGAUCAUUCAGGAUAUGUACGUCCUCCAGCAGUACCCCGCAGUUUAAACAGUGAUGUAUCAUAUUUUGGGGUUGGCGGUAAACAAGCAGUGUUUUUUGUUGGACAAUCUACCAGAAUGAUAAGCAAACCUGCAGGUUCUCAAGAUGUUCAUGAGCUUGUCCUUUCUAAAGAAGAUUUUGAAAAGAAAGAGAAAAACAAAGAAGCUAUAUACAGGGGAUACAUUAGAAAUAGAAAGCCAUCUGACUUUUCCCACGUUGUUAACGAUGAUGAACGAUUCCUGCAUAAUCUUAUCAUGGAAGAAAAAGACAAAGAAAGUUUUACUGCAGUAGUUAUUACAGGAGUGCAGCCAGAUCAUGUGCAGUACCUGAAGAACAAUUUUCACCUUUGGACGAGGCAACUAACACAUAUAUAUCAUUACUAUAUCCAUGGACCAAAAGGAAAUGAAAUUAAUUUGCUGAUGAAGGAAGCAAGAACUUUCAACAAUAUUGAUAUUGAGAUUUCAAUGUUUGAGAAAGGGAAGACACCUAAGAUUGUGAAUCUUAGAGAAAUUAAAGAUGAUAUGCAGACUUUAUAUGUAAAUACUGCAGCAGAUAGCUUUGAGUUCAAGGCUCAUGUUGAAGGAGAAGGUGUAGUGGAAGGCAUUAUACGUUAUCAUCCUUUCUUGUAUGAUAAAGAAACCUACCCUGAUGAUCCUUGCUUUCCUUCAAGAUUAAAAGAUGACGACGAUGAAGAAUGCUAUAUAAUAGAAAAGGGAGCGAGAGGGAAAAGGCCUAUUUUUGAAUGUUUUUGGAAUGGAAGGCUGAUACCAUACACAACUGUGGAAGAUUUUGAAUGGUGUGCUCUUCCCAAGAAGAGAGGGCUUGCCCCGAUUGAAUGUUACAACAGAAUUUCCGGUGCAUUAUUUACAAAUGACAAAUUUCAGGUCAGCACAAACAAGCUGACUUUCAUGGAUUUGGAAUUAAAGUUAAAAGACAAAAACACACUUUUUACAAGAAUCGUCAAUGGACAGGAGCAAAGAAUGAAAAUUGAUAGAGAAUUUGCAAUGUGGCUCAAGGACUGCCAUGAAAAAUAUGACAAACAGAUAAAAUUCACGCUCUUCAAAGGAAUAAUUACACGCACUGAGCUGACCUCUAAACGUAUGCAGAGUCCCUGGGCUAUAUAUUCGGCAAUAGAGUGGGAUGGAAAGAUAUAUAGAACUGAGCAGCUGGUAAAAACAAUUAAAACACAUCCAGUACUCCAUGGCAGCAUCAGAAAUUUUUUUCUGUAUGGAGAUCAUGAUGGUGAUGUGUAUGCUACUGGAGGAGAAGUUCAGAUAGCUUUGGAACCCCAAGAACUGUAUGAUGAAACAAAGGUUAUUCCAAUAAGCAAACUUGAUCGUUCAGUGUCCGACAAAGCAGUGAAGAAAUACAUUGAAGAGGAAAUGUCCAAGCUUCCUGAUAGAUUAUCAGUAACGUGGCCUGAAGGAGAUGAAUUAUUACCAAAUGAAACUAAGCUUGCAGGAGCUACCAUAGGUGCACUAAGAAUUGAAAUAUUGAAUAAAAAAGGAGAGGCUAUGCAAAAGCUUCCAGGGUCAAGUCAUGGAGGAUUGAAGAAAUUGCUUGUGGAACUUAAGGUUAUUUUGCAUUCCCCUAGUGGAAAUAAGGAAAUCAUUUCUCAUAUCAGUCAGCAUGGGGGUAAAUGGCCUUACUGGUUCAAAAAAAUGGAAAAUAUUAAUAAACUUGGAACCUACAUGUUGAAACUGCAAGUGGUGUUGAAUGAAAGCAAUGCAGACACUUAUGCAGGAAGACCUCUUCCAUCAAAAACAUUUAAAUUUUAUAUAAUAGAGGGCAAGCCUCAGAAGUUUUCAAUAGGUCUUUUGGAUCCUCCAUUUCGAAUUGGGCAUCCAUUCAAUAUUCCUCUAGAUGUCCAGGAUGAAUUUGGUCAUGCUACUCAUCUGACGGAUGAUAUUGUUCCAAUUCUUGAGGCUGGUGGUUUAACAAUACAGUAUGAAGAAAUAGAUAAAGGACCAAAUUGUGUCAUUAAGGGUAUAAUUGCUAAAGGUCUUGUGAAUACUUACCAGGGCAAGAACUUCAAUCUGAAGGUUACUCUUCCUGGUCUAAAGGAGGAAUCCCAGGUUUUGAAAAUUAAACUUCUACCAGGCCCCCCAUGGCAGCUAAAUGUCAAACCAGAUUCUGACAUAUUGAAAAUUGAAAAUGGAACAGCAUUUCCUUUCCAGGUUGAAGUGCUGGAUGAAGUAGGCAACAUAACAGCACAACCAAAACUAAUUGUUCAUUGUAAGUUUUCAGGAGCUCCAGAUCUUCCUGUAUAUGCUGUGGAUUGCAGCAGUGCAGGAACAAAUAUCUUAACUGGACCAGUUCUUCAGGUACAGAAUGUAAAGAAAGAUCUGACACUUAAAGCAAGGAUUGAAAUACCUAGUUGUAAAAGUGUCCCACCGCUGGAGAAGACUCUUAAACUGCUACCCAGUAGCCGUGUUGCAAGAUUACAGAUUUUUAGUGUUGGGGGAGAAAAAGCUAUUCAGAUCAAACACCAGGAUGAAAUUAACUGGAUUGCAGGUGACGUGAUGCAGAAUCUCAUCUUCCAAAUGUAUGAUGAGGGAGAAAGAGAGAUAAUAAUAAUUCCAGCUUUGGUUGAAAAAAUUAAGGUAAAUUGGACCCCAAAGAUUAAUAGAGAACAGUUGGUUAAUGGAUUGUUACCUGAUGUGAAAGUACCAACAUCUGUGAAAGAUGUGCGCUAUUGUCUAGUUACAUACCAUGAUGAACAUGUAGCUUUGGAAAGUGCAUUUACAAUAAGACCACUUGCUGAUGAGCCAAAACAUAUAAAAUGCAAAUUAAAAGGAUCAAAUACAUUACAAAUGGGUGAAAAACUACAAGAAGAAAUUGAGGUAAUGAUUACCGAUCAGCAUGGGAAUCAAAUUCAAAAUUUGACGUCAUCUUGUGUGGCUUCCUUGGGAAUUUCUGGGAAUGGUCUGGAUAAAUCAGAUUUGAGAACUCUUUGGCAGGUAGAUACCCAAACUUUUUGUGUCAGAGGCAUCAGGUUUAAACCGGGUCCUCCUGGAACCAGAGAACUGUGUUUUGCUUGGCGUGAAUUUUCUCAUUUCUUGAGACUAAAUUUGAUUGCAGGACCUCCAGCUAAACUGGUGCUUGUGGAUUGGACAGAGUUAGAGGAACCUCUGUCAGUGAUUAAUGGCAAAGAGCUACAGAAACCACUUACAGUUCAGCUCUGUGAUCAGUGGAAUAACCCAUCUCCUGAACCUAAUGUCAAAAUCAGCCUUUUAAAGGCUAGCAACAUAAAGAUUAUUCCUUCAAAUCAGCUGCAUAAAACAGAUGAAAAUGGUAGAGCAAAUUUUGGAGUUCUUAGUAUUUAUGCACCUAGGGGAGAGCAUACAUUGCAAUUUAAAGCCUUGUACAACAAGAACACACUAAACAGUCCAGUAGUCAAAUUAAAUUUUCUUCCUGACCCUGAGAAGCCUAUACGUUUGAAUGUCAAGUAUGACACGAAUGCUACCUUUGCAGCUGGAAGCUGCUUUCCUGAUUUCAUGAUUAGUGUUAUUUCUGAAGAUGAUAGCAUUAUUAAAAAUAUAAACCCAGGAAGAAUUUGUAUGAAAAUGUGGGAAGGGCAAAUUAGUGGAACUGUACCACAAAAUGUUACAACAUUUGGCUGUACCAAAGCAAAAGAUGACGAGGAGGGCUUUUUUUACUUCAGGGAUGAAAUGGUCCCAGAGAAAGUUGGCACCUACAGCAUCCAGUUUGCAUUUGCCAUUGACAAAAUAAAUGUUCUUAACAGCGAACAGAUUGUUAUUGAAGUGGUGCCUAAUGAACCAACACAAUUGAUCCCAAGAAUUUCACCAAAUACUCCUGCAGUUUCUAACGAUCGGGCUAUUGGCAGUCGGACCCUUGUCAAGGACUUGUCUCUCGUUAUAACGGAUGAAUAUCAAAACUGUACUGGAAAUGAUUUGGAUGGAAAAAUCAUAACUAAAAUUAAAAGUUCAAUUGAUCGAGAUAAAGAUAUCCCACUGUUUCAGGGUAAAACAAGUACAGUUGAGUUUCCAUUUCACAGAGGAAUUGUUGAAAUUGAGGAUCUUGUGCUGGCAGAAAAUAGUCCAGGAAGAGAUAGUACUGAAUAUAUUCUUGUAUUUGAGCCAGUCAUACCAACUUUGAAAAGAUGUUUGGAACCUUAUUGUCUGUCUUUUAUGUUUUACAAUGGUUAUAAGAGACAACAGAAGAUGGCAACUCUUACAAAAGAGAGAGACCGCCUCUCUCAGUCAAUAACUGCAUACAGAAAUUUGUUUGACACUAAUAAUCAACUUCUAGCUGAAAUAAAGUGUAAGUCAUGUCAAGCUCAGCAAGAUGAAAUAAAAGAAUGCCAACUGAAGAAUGAACUAAAAAGACUUCAGAUUGAUGUACCUCAGAAUAACGCUCUGCAGUAUGUUGAUUCUCUAAUAAAACAGAAGAUGUCUGAGUUGGAAGGAAUAAUGAAACAACCUAGAAGAACAUGCACGCUCACAAAUUAUCCCAAAGUCAAUCAAGAUGUUUUGGGCAAAAUUUCACACUUAGCACAGAUUGAAGAUAAUGAGGCAGCAAAGGUAAUCUCUUGGCAUUUGGCAAGUGACAUGGACUGUGUAGUCACUCUGACAACUGCUGCUGCUCGUCGUAUCUUUGAUGAAACCCAAGGUCGGCAGCAGGUAUUGCCUCUUGAUUCUGUUUAUAAGAAGAAUCUUCCAGACUGGAGUAGACCUUUACCUCACUCACAAAAUGGAAGAAAUUGUUUCAAGCCUGUUGGAAAUCCUGUAUUUGCCAGGAACUUGCUAACAUUUGCAGAACACACGGAGAAUUGUCAGACAGUGUUUGGGAUGAUCUUAGGAGAUACCAUUAUUAUUGACAAUUUGGAUGCUGCCAAUCAUUACAGAAAAGAGAUUGUUAAAAUCACUCAUUGCCCAACAUUACUGACGAGAGAAGGAGACAGAGUUCGCAGCAAUGGAAAGUUUGGAGGCCUUCAAAAUAAAGCCCCUCCCAUGGAUAAGCUUCGAGGAAUGGUUUUUGGAGCACCUCUGCCACAACGUUGCAAUGUUCUUUCUGAACAGAUAGAUCUCCUUCAACAGUAUCAUAAAGCAGUUGUCAGACUUAAUAAAGUGAAUACAGAGCUUAAAAUGCAAGAGCAAUCAUUUAAUACUCCAGAAAUGCAAAAAAAGAAAGAAGAGCUUGCUGCCCAAGAAAAUAAUCUCAAAUUAAUAGAACGGGAAUUAGGUAUGACCUCAUCUGGUCAAUGCUCCAAAUCAUCAGUUCACUCUCAAGAACUUGAUCAGUUUGACAGUCCAACCCCUCCGAAAAGAAUGCGGAGAGAAAUAGCAAAACGAUCAUUCAGAUAUCUCACUUCGGUCUCAUCACGAAUGAACUGGAGUGGGAGGGACACAUGUAGCCCAGGUCUUGACUUCAGUACAUUCCUGCCUGGCGCUAUAACUCAAGUGAUGUCAUGCUACCUGCAAAAACCACCUUUCAGUUCAGAAGAAUGGAUGUCAUCUCCUCCUAUGAAGAAACAGCAGCAAAUAGCAACUGCUACAUCAGAAGUUAAUGGAACAUCUCGAAAAAAGAAAACAGAUUAUUCAGAUGGUUAAAAAGUAACUGUAUAUUGAAAUAUGUAUAAGCUGAAAAAAUUAAAUUCAUGUUAACUGCCAUUAAUACUUGUAUACUGAUAGAGAAAUGUUGUUAGCAACAGCAGCUUAAUUUUGUAUAGAUUUUUUCUAUUGUCUUUCA